Messenger RNA from Acanthisitta chloris (rifleman), 506 nucleotides. Its product is annotated as partitioning defective 6 homolog beta-like. The transcript is spliced from 2 exons. Gene Ontology annotation, molecular function: protein kinase C binding. The record is from RefSeq and is a predicted model, not a curated record. The annotation marks the transcript as partial. NCBI's taxonomy places the organism in Eukaryota, Metazoa, Chordata, Aves, Passeriformes, Acanthisittidae. Gene Ontology annotation, cellular component: cell cortex; apical plasma membrane; nucleus. Gene Ontology annotation, biological process: establishment or maintenance of cell polarity; regulation of cellular localization; centrosome cycle.
AUGCUGAAUUUCGCCGCUUUGCCAUGAAACGCUCCAGCGCAGGCAGCUUCCAGGAUUUCUACCAGCUGCUGCAGACAGUACACCAGAUCCCGCGGGUGGAUGUGCUCCUGGGCUACACAGACAUCCAUGGUGACCUCCUGCCCAUCAACAACGACGACAACUACCACAAAGCCCUGUCCUCUGCCAACCCCCUCCUCAGGGUCAUCAUCCAGAAGAAGGCAGAGUCUGACGCUAGUGUCUUCGCCUCAAACUCCUUGCAGCGGAAGAAGAAGGGGCUGCUGCGCCCUGCACACUACCGGGCCAAGCCUCACCUGCUCAUCGGGAUGCCCCAGGACUUCCGCCAGAUCUCCUCCAUCAUCGACGUGGACAUCCUGCCCGAGACGCACCGCCGCGUGCGGCUGCACAAGCACCGCUCCGACAAGCCGCUGGGUUUCUACAUCCGCGACGGCGUCAGCGUGCGCGUGGCCCCGCAGGGCGUCGAGAAGGUGCCUGGCAUCUUCAUCUCC